Messenger RNA from Macrosiphum euphorbiae (potato aphid), 1188 nucleotides. Lineage: Eukaryota; Metazoa; Arthropoda; Insecta; Hemiptera; Aphididae. The record is from the annotation of a GenBank genome assembly.
AUGGCAUACAAGAUGUUCUCCACCGGUCUACUGUUAGCAUUCGUUGGUAUGUGCUUGUGCCAACAACAAUCCACUUCUAGCUCACCAUCUCAAUACCAGUCUGCCGCUGUAUCCCAAACGUCGUUCCAGACGGGAUCGGCUGUCCAACAGCCACAAACCAAACUGGAAGACAUCGAACGUGACACUCUUGUAGCGGCUUUUGGACAGAAAACCCAACAGCAAUCCAACAAACCAUCAUCCGUGACUCCUUCAGUCCCUCAACAACAACAACAACAACAACAACAACAACAACCGCCGCAGUCCUACCAAACAGUGCCGCAACAACAGUACUUCGUGCAGCCUUACCAUGGGCUACAACAGCAGUUCUUCAUGCAACCGUACCAAGCCCAACCACAACAGUACUUGGCCCAACCUUACCAGAUGGCUUUCGACUACAACGGUGUGCAAUACUCCAUCGUCAGCCCCAACUCUUACCCUGGUAACCAGUUUUACCAACAAUUCUACGUGCCAGCUGCCCAACCAUCGGCUGUUCCUCAAUACGUGACCAAACAAUUUUCCUCGGCGGCCGCUCCUGCUCAAGCUCAACAGGAAUACAAACAACAACAAUUUUCCGCCCCUGCACAAGCUCAACAAGUAUAUAAACCACAACAAGUCGCUACUCCCGUUCAAGUUCAACAAGAAUACAAACAACAAUUCACCGCCCCUGUUCAAGCCCAACAAGAGUACAAACAACAACAGUUCAACGUCCUAGCUCAAGCUCAACAAGAAUACAAACAACAACAACAACAAUACGUAGUGCCAUCCCCCGCAUACCAAUACGUCCAGCAGCCAGCUGCCCCCGCCGCCAACGGUCCCGCUGAUUACUCGUACGUUACUCGUCACCCGGCCACCACCGCCGCCCAGUUCAAAGCCCCGACAGCCACCGCCGCCGUCCAACCACAAUUUCAGUACAAUGCAUUACCGCAACAGUUCCAACAACAACAACAACAACAACCGCAAUACUAUUACACCGUGGCCGCCACCGAACAACCACGCGUCCAACAGUCAGCCAAGAGCCAAUUCUCGUCCGGAGUGAAAUCCACCACGCCCACCCCAUUAACUAAGGAGCAGUUUGCUUACAAGUUCGAAUCCUCACCACAACAACAACAACCAGGUUCCGCUUACAGCACGCUCAGAUACUCCGCUUAG